CCAAGAGAUGUCAGCAUACGACAAUGUUAUUGGUGGGAAGCUGAAGUUAAAAGGGAAGGCUUUGGAUGUGAAAGCCGGUGGAGUAAAGAAGAAGAAGAAGAAGCAUAAGAAACAGGAAGAACAAGCUCUUAAAAUUACUGAUGAUCUCAUAGAAGGAGAAAGCACAGAAGCACUGGGUAAUUUGAUUGAAGGAGAAGAAGAAGGUGAAGAAGCGGGCAGGAUUGAGGAUGUGAACUUGCAGCACGAUGAUGAUGAACUCUUAACGCCUGCAGAAAGAAGGUACAUAGAGCAGAAACAGAGAUUGGAUGUGCAGAAGCUAGCUAAGGAAGCCAACAAGUCUCACCGUAACAGGAUUGAGGAUUUCAAUCAGUAUCUGGCUAACAUGAGUGAGCACUACGAUAUCCCCAAAGUCGGACCUGGUUAAUAUAAGAUUUUCCUUGGCUUUGUUUUUACUCUGCUUCUC
This is a messenger RNA of Camelina sativa (false flax), 463 nucleotides long. RefSeq lists its product as uncharacterized. Gene Ontology annotation, cellular component: nucleolus. The record is from RefSeq and is a predicted model, not a curated record. Lineage: Eukaryota; Viridiplantae; Streptophyta; Magnoliopsida; Brassicales; Brassicaceae.